Delphinapterus leucas (beluga whale) is the source of this 366-nucleotide messenger RNA. The record is from RefSeq and is a predicted model, not a curated record. NCBI's taxonomy places the organism in Eukaryota, Metazoa, Chordata, Mammalia, Artiodactyla, Monodontidae.
AUGGGCGGCCCAGGCUGCGGCAAAGAGACACAGUGCAAGAACAUGGCGACCAAGUACGGCUUCUGCCACGUGGGGCUGGGCCAGCUGCUGUGGCAGAAGGCCCAACAAGGCACCCGGCGGGGCCAGAAGAUCCAUGACGUCAUGCUGCAGGGGCUCCUGGUGCCCACAGUGGGCCAGGCCCCCAACCUCAUCAUCGUGUUUGACUGCUCCAUGGAGACAAUGGUCCAGAGAGUGCUGCACCGGGGCCAGGUGGAGUGCCGGGCCUCUGACUGCAAGUUGGCCAUCUGCCAGCGCCUGGAGAUGCAUUACACCCUGUGUGAGCCCACCCUGGCCUUUUACCAACAGAAGAACCUGCUCCGAAACUAA